Messenger RNA from Alternaria arbusti, 1491 nucleotides. RefSeq lists its product as uncharacterized. Lineage: Eukaryota; Fungi; Ascomycota; Dothideomycetes; Pleosporales; Pleosporaceae. The coding region runs from base 1 to 1491 and encodes 496 amino acids. The transcript has 3 exons. The record is from RefSeq and is a predicted model, not a curated record.
AUGACAUGUGCUGGAUCCAAAUGGGGUAACUGCUGCAGUAAAUACUCAUACUGGCUUCGGCAAUUGCAAGCCUGCAUCCUCGUCCGUCUCGUCCGCCUCGUCCACGCCUGCAAAGGCCCCAAUCGCACCGGCGAGCGUACCACCAGCUGCGAGCACACACGCAGGCUCAUCAUCAGCCUCGCCGCCAAGCACCGCGUCGUCUUCCACUACCUCGUCCCAGGCCACGAGCGCAUCGCUCGCCGACCCGGUUCCAUCUUCUUCAUCCACGAUUCCGUCGGUCGAAAGCCUGUACCUAACGCAUCGGUCACCGCAGUGGAAAGCUUGUCUCCGCUGGAAGCCACUCCAGAGUCAACAGCGGCCUCGGAGGUCGAUUCUGCGGCUGGCCAGCCUCCAGCCUCACUCGCAACGUCAGGGGUCACCGCCUCAACGGACGCUAUCACCAGCUCUCCAAGCGUCUUGAAUACCCUUGCAGAGUCGCCUGCCACUACUACCGAGCUUUUGAGCACAGCCACAUCGGAGGUCGCUUCCUCGCAAGUUGAGAUUGUCUCUUCCGUCGCAUCGACCACCGCGCUUGUGACAUCUGUCGAGCCGUCCACCACACCCACGCCAGUGUCUACAGAAUCUCAGGCUGUACCGAUGGAGACCGAAACUGAGACCAUCUCUUCGACUGUUGCUCCCGUGAUUACCGCUUCGCCUUCGUCGGAGUCUAUAGCAUCCUCCGAAACCGAGACCAUCUCUUCCACCGUUGCGCCCGUGAUUAGCGCGUCACCAUCGUCGGAGCCUGUCGCAUCCUCCGGAACCACCCCCACACCAGUCCAAGAGACCCCAUCAAGCUCAGUGGUCGAGACGCCGUCGCCACUCCCGGAGAUACCCGCUUCAUCAUCCCCAGUGCCUUCCAUCGUCGCGACAUCCACCACGUCGGCGCCAGCAACUUGCAACACGCUCGCCGCGAGCUAUAAUCCCUCUUUCGAAAGCGGAGCCAUUGCACCAUGGACCAACUUGUACGGUGCUAAUACUGCGUUCGGAAAGACCGAAGUCCUGUUUGCUGACAUGGCACCCUUCGCGCCGCUCGACGGUUCGCAUGCGCUUUACACUACGUUGACCAACCGGUACACGGGAGCCCAGAAUUGGAGGUUCACGCUCCAAAACGUCUACAUCCCAGCCGGUAGCAACUACAACUGCACGGUCGGGUUUAAGAUAGUUCAGACCGACAAUCGCGCACGUUACCCCGUGCAAGCCGUUCUGGCAAUCGACAAUCAAGUCGUGACUUACAUGGAGAACGGUGUAUCGAAGGGUAGAUUCGUAGGCGUGUCGACAGGUCCAGAGGAGGCUGUUUGGAAGACGUUAGGCGGUCCUGGAGUCGCGAAUGCGCAGGACCAGCAUACAAUAAUAGUUGUCGUUUACUCCGGCUCUGGCCUCAAUCUCGCUGCGAGUACAACUUUCGCAAUCGAUAACCUGCAAUGCUUUCCAACAGGGCAAUGCACGGCGUAG